Paramuricea clavata is the source of this 2611-nucleotide messenger RNA. Lineage: Eukaryota; Metazoa; Cnidaria; Anthozoa; Malacalcyonacea; Plexauridae. The record is from the annotation of a GenBank genome assembly.
AUGUUCGAUCCAGUGGAAAGUGUUGGAGACGAAGGUUUGAUCCGCGCUGUUCAAAGGUUUUGGGACACAGAAUCGCUUGGCAUCUUCGAGCCAAACCCGUCGCUGGAGAAGGAGUUUUUGAGAGAUUCAAAUUUCAACAAGAACCAGGGUCGAUAUCAAGUGAGCCUUCCCUGGAAGGAUGAUCGUAUGCCCACAACAAAUGGAUAUUUUCCAUGUUCGAAACGACUACGACAACUGCAUUCACGCUUGAGAACUGAUCAAGAGCUGCUUGAACAGUACGAUGAAGUCAUACAAGAGCAAAUAAAGUCAGGUAUAAUCGAGAAAGUCCCUGGAUGUUCGGCAAGCGAUGAAGCAACGCAUUUUCUACCUCAUCACGGCGUGAUUCGAGAAGAUAAGGCGACUACGAAGGUUCGAGUAGUUUUCGACGGGUCAGCGAAGCACGGUUCAUCGAAUUUGUCCCUCAACGACUGCCUGGAAAAGGGACCGAACUUAGUUCCCCACCUAUUUGACGUCGUUGUAAAGUUCAGGGGUUACCCUGUAGGAAUCGUGGCCGAUGUGGAAAAGGCGUUCCACCAGAUUGAGAUAAAUCCAGAUGACCGGCGAAUGUUGCGCUUCGUGUGGUUCGACGAUAUACACAAGGAACAUCCAGACAUUGUUGAAUAUCAGUUUUGUCGCCUAGUAUUUGGGUUGACCCCAAGCCCAGCUAUUUUAAAUUCGGUUAUACAAAGUCAUUUGGAAUCGCAAAAAACGAAAGAACCCGAAGUCGUUGCAUUGUUGCAAGAGUCGUUCUACGUGGAUGAUUUGGUUGGAGGUGCGAUGGAAGAUGACCAGGCUUUAGAAAUCUACGAAAAAGCAAACGACAUCAUGAACUCUGGCGGAUUUAAAUUGCGAAAAUGGAAUUCCAACUCGACAAUUCUUCGGACGAAAGUCGCCGGCAAACUGAAGUGCAGUAAAGUCGACGAAACCGUAUUAACUGAAGUGAAACCCCUCGAGAGUAAGCAAGACGUGUUUACCAACUCGACAGAAAAGGAAAACCGAACUGAGAGAGAUUCAAACGAAGCGAAUGACGACAUUUUGUCCGCGCGAUCCGAAGCUGAUGACGAUCCCAAACCAGAAUGUUCUAUAAAAAUUCUAGGACUGAAUUGGAAUAUCAACACUGAUGAAAUUCACUAUGACCUAACUGCAUUGGUGAACUUUGCGGCAACACUUAAUCCUACGAAGCGAUCAGUGCUACGACUCGCGGCUAAAGUGUUUGAUCCACUUGGAUUCCUUACCCAUUUACGAUCUGUAUGAAAGUUUUGUUCCAAACUCUGUGUGUUCAUGGCGUUAAUUGGGAUGACGUGUUAGACGGAGAAGAGUUAGCGGCAUGGAAAAGAUUUAUCGUAGACCUCUCAGCAUUGAACGACAUUCGAAUACCUCGAUGUUACUUCCGAAGAACCAAAGAGAAACCGACAGGUCACCAGCUUCACGGGUUUAGUGACGCCUCAUCGAAGGCCUACGCAGCCGUAGUGUAUUUGUGAACAGUUCAUCAUAACGGAGAGAUUGAAGUAAAUCUUGUGGCCUCCAAAACGCGAGUGGCUCCGAUAAAAAAACAAUCCAUACCACGACUAGAAUUACUGGGUGCAACUAUCCUAGCUCGAUUGAUGAACUCUGUCCAGAAAGGGCUAACGUCAUUGAACACGACUCCUGAAGUAUUUUGUUGGACUGAUUCUUACACAGUUUUGUGUUGGAUCAGAAACGAGAAAGUUUGGAAAGCUUACGUCAAUCACCGUGUCCAAGAGAUACGGGACCUUGUCGAGAAAGAAUCCUGGAGAUUUUGCCCAGGCGAACAAAACCCCGCAGAUUUGCCAUCUCGAGGAAGUCGCGGAAUUGAGUUAACGAAGAAUACGACGUGGUGGAACGGUCCAGAGUUUAUUCGAAGCACCGAGGAGGCUUGGCCGAGUGAACCAGGACCUACGAAGAGUGACGAACUGAGCGCGUUUGCAGAAAUCACGAAGCCCAAGAUUGAACCAACGAUAACGAGAGCUUUAGCCAAUGUUACGAUCACCCCACCUAACGUAGAAGCCAUCAUGGAUUGCAACCGGUACAGUACCAAAGAGCAACUUUACGAGUAACAGCGUUAUUAAAGAGAUUCGGUGACAAAACGAGGAGACAGCCAGUGUCAAUUGAAGUAACUGCGAAUGAACUAAGAGCAGCUGAAAAACUUUGGGUGAAUACCAUACAGGCAAGCAAUUUCGAAGACGAAAGGUCAUAUCUCCAAGGAGUUUCGAAGAAAGAACCGCUGCUCGUAAGACAGUUGGAUUUAUUCUUGGACGAAGAAGGUACGAUUCGAUGCCAAGGUCGAAUAGAUAAAUCAUCAUUACCCAUGACGACAAAGCGGCCAAUACUUCUUCCUGCACGACAUUUCUAUACGCAACUUGUAAUUCGCAACUGUCACGAAGUCGUCCAUCACAACGGUGUCAAAGAAACAUUGAACUGCAUUCGCGAAGUAUAUUGGAUUCCAAGAGGUCGAGAAGCCGUUAAACGCGUAAUUGGAGUAUGUGUUACAUGUAGAAAACACGAAGGGAAGCCAUACGGUACACCAAAGUUCGCCCAGCUACCAUCAUGUAGA